ACUUUUUGUAGUACCCUUACAUGCUGCCAUGAUAGAAGCAGUUUCUGCAUAGUCAUAUUUACAUCGCAUGAUUCCUUGAAAACUUUGCGUAUUUAGUGUUGGUUUUUGUUGAUAUAUUCCUGUUUUAACAUGGCACGUGGAAGCAGUGCUGGAUUUGAUCGGUACAUCACCAUCUUUUCUCCAGAGGGACGCCUGUAUCAAGUUGAAUAUGCUUUCAAGGCUAUUAACCAGGGUGGUUUGACAUCUGUGGCAGUGCGGGGGAAGGAUUCAGCUGUUAUUGUCACACAGAAGAAAGUCCCUGACAAGUUGCUAGAUGCCAGUGUUGUCACUCACCUCUUCCAACUCACAGAAAACAUUGGCUGUGUCAUGACAGGGAUGAUAGCCGACAGUCGCUCACAGGUGCAGAGAGCCCGAUAUGAAGCAGCAAAGUGGAAGUAUACGUACGGCUAUGAGAUUCCCAUAGACAUGCUGUGUAAACGCAUCGCUGACAUCAACCAGGUGUACACACAGAGUGCCGAGAUGAGACCACUUGGAUGCUGCAUGAUAAUGAUCGGCUAUGAUGAUGAGAAGGGCCCUAUAGUGUUGAAGACAGACCCAGCAGGUUACUACAGUGGGUUCAAGGCCACUUCAGCAGGUGUCAAGCAGCUGGAAGCAAACAGCUUCUUGGAAAAGAAGAUCAAGAAGAAGCAGGAUUUUACCUACAAUGAGGCAGCUGAGAUCGCGAUCACAUGCUUAUCAACAGUGUUGUCUGCAGAUUUCAAGGCUUCUGAAGUUGAAGUUGGAAUCGUCACAAAAGAUAAUCCUCAUUUCCGAGUACUGACAGAGCAGCAGAUUGAUACCCAUCUAACAGCCAUUGCAGAGAAGGACUAGACUGGCCUAGGAGUACCAUAUUUCACAAUCUGUCAAUAUAAAUCAUUUGUGUACGAUACAAGUGCUGAAAGAACAGGGCUGUCAAGUUUGAACAUUGGGGCCAGGAACCUGUUCAUUGUUUAUUGGUGAAGUUUAUCCAAUUCAGGCUAAUUUUCUUACAGGAUAAUGAAGACAGUUAGCUCUUCAAAUGUAAUGACAGAGUAAAGAAAGUUAUUGUUCUCAUUAACUAAAUACAAUUAGUCCUUGUCCACAAAAAAAAUAUCUCAUUUUGUCUAUUGGGACUUGCAUCUUCAUUCUGAAUGUGAAUCAUACCAAAAUAAACCGUUAUGUCUGUAA
Molecule: messenger RNA, 1206 nt
Organism: Haliotis rufescens (red abalone)
Lineage: Eukaryota; Metazoa; Mollusca; Gastropoda; Lepetellida; Haliotidae
Product: proteasome subunit alpha type-6-like
Exons: 7
Coding region: 130-870 (246 amino acids)
Biological process (GO): ubiquitin-dependent protein catabolic process
Cellular component (GO): proteasome core complex, alpha-subunit complex; proteasome core complex; cytosol
Source: RefSeq, a predicted model, not a curated record